Hepatospora eriocheir is the source of this 738-nucleotide messenger RNA. NCBI's taxonomy places the organism in Eukaryota, Fungi, Microsporidia, Hepatosporidae. The record is from the annotation of a GenBank genome assembly.
AUGAAUAUGUUAAGAUAUUUAAUUAACUUAAUAUUGGCUGAAGAGAUAAUUGAUGUUACAGUUAAACCCCUGGGAAAUGAACAUUUAUUUAAAAAUAACAACGAAAGAGCACAAAUUGUUAAAAUAAUAAGUAAUAAAUUAAAGGAAUCAUUCCUAAAAAGGAAUAAUUUAAUAGAACCUUCUAAUAUUUUAAAUAUUAAAAAAAUAUCUAAGUAUAUUCCUACAUCAUAUAAAAUAGAAAAGUAUAUUGUGAAAAAUUUGAAAGAGUUUAGAGGAUCUGGAUACAAAAUAAAAAAUAUUUCUAUAUAUGAUGAGAGUGGAAAAUAUUUUGAUUAUUUUUUAGAUGUUGAAUUUAUAAGAGUUGGUGAAAAUUUUAUAGACAAUAAAAGCGGUGUGUUAAUUGGCAAGUUAUUUAACUCUCGAGAUGAACUUAUUAAAAUGUCUAAAAUGAGUAAAACUGGAUUUUGGAUUGAUAAGAAUACAACUGAAAUGGAGGAUGAAAUGAACUUGAAUAAUGCUAAAGCUCUUUUGGCUGAACAAAUAAAAGAUGUUAAUAAUAUCAAAAAAAUUACAUCUGAUUGUGAUAUUCCUUUAGUUGAUACUCUUAUAUUUGAAGAUUCUUAUCCAAAUAAAAGAGAUGAGGUUGUUACUGUUUGUGUUUGUUCAAAUAAUGAUUGUUCUGAAUCUUGUAAAGAAGUUAGAAAGGUGUUUAGAAGAGAUUUAUAUGAAUAUUUUUAA